AUGACCCUCAGACUGUACCUGUGCGCUAUGACCCUCAGACUGUACCUGUGCUCUAUGACCCUCAGACUGUACCUGUGCUCUAUGACCCUCAGACUGUACCUGUGCUCUAUGACCCUCAGACUGUACCUGUGCUCUAUGACCCUCAGACUGUACCUGUGCUCUAUGACCCUCAGACUGUACCUGUGCUCUAUGACCCUCAGACUGUACCUGUGCUCUAUGACCCUCAGACUGACCAUGCCUCCCCGGUCCCCCCUCUCUCUCCUCCCGCUCUUGACGCUCUGUCUCGGGGUGAAAUCAGCGCUUUUUCUGCCCGGAGCCGCGGAGGACUGUUCCCAGCAGGACCUCAGCUGCUCCGUGAGCUUCAGUAACUGUUUGGACCCGGGCUGGAUCCAGUCUUACGACUACACUCCACCUGGACCAGAAAGCCUGGACUUGAAGAUUGUAACCAGACUAGAUCCAGAGGGCUUCCUUCUGCCAGUGAUCAGCGCCACCUGGAGGCUGCGCGACGACAGUGGUAUAAAGGACCUCAAAGCCUCUGAGCUCCAGGUCCUCACAGCAGCGACGAAUCAGUAUCUGUGUGUGAGGUUCACCUACAAGAACACACUGAAAAUGAGGAACCUCCAAGGAGACCAGUGGACUCUGCACUCGGACCAUGUGGUCGUGGACCCGGGUCAGGUCUACAGUGUGUCUCUGGAGAACGUCCCCAAAGCAGAAGAAGGUCACAACAACUACGGCAUACACCGGAAUAUCACCGUUCCAGACUGCUCUGACGCCAUGAUGAAAACUACUCGUCCCUGUAUUGAGGAGGGUUACCACUGGACUCCAAACAUUGAGGUCUCGGCCUCGGACAGGGUUUUGUCAGUGGAGUUUAGUCCUGAUCCUCUGACUGAUAAAUACUUGGUCCUGCUGCACUGUGGUUUGACAGACGUCGCUAAGAAGCCGACGCCUGUCACCGCGGAGCCGACAGCUCUCGCCAACACAGUCGGUUCCAGAGUCGGGUCCAGACUGACGGCGUCCUUCUCCCUGGAGCCAUGGACCUGCUGCAGGUUGUCCGCGGAGGUGCUCGGACACUUCCCUCGCUGUGGACACGACUGUCGCAGACACAGAAAAGAAGUGUCUCUGUGCAGGACACAGCAGGAGAGAGCAGGUGACCCAGAACAGCCCCCUCUCCCUGUGGUGUUGUCAGUUUCUCUGGUCGUCAUCUUCAUCAUCAUCAUCAUCUUCACUGUUGUCACCUGCAGAAAGAAACGUUCCUCUCAGCCGCUGGACCUGGAACCUCCGGUUGAGAAGCAGCUGCAGGACCAGCCCACAGUUCUGUUGAUCUACUCUCGAGACCACCCUCUGUUUGUGGACGUGGUUCUGAAACUCACCGGCUUCCUCCAGGCUCACUGCGGCGUCAAGGUUCUCCUGGACCUCCUGGACAGCUGUAAGGUGUCUCAGUUUGGAGUUGUCCGCUGGUUAGAGCUGCAGCGGAGGUCUCUCUCUCAGAACGAUAAAGUCCUCGUCCUCUGCUCUCGCGGCGUCCAAUCUAAAUGGAGAGCCCUUUGUGGGCAGGGUCAUGUGACACAGCAGCCGGACGAUCUGAUUGGUCCAUUCGUGAGCCUGUGUUUGUCAGAGCUGCACUCUCCUCAGACCAGAAGCAGGUACCUGCCGGUCUUCUUCGAGGCCCUGAGCUCAGAGGAGGACGUCCCGUCCUUCUUCGACGUCUCGGUCAAAUACAAACUGAUGAAGCACCUGGAGGAGCUGUUCUUCCGUCUCAUCGAGAAGGAGAAGUACCAACCCAAGACAAUCCACCACGUGCAGGGCCUGGGCCCGGACCAGGUCUGUGGGAGCGCGUCUGGCCGGGCGCUAAUGCAGGCACUGACCACCUUCAGCGCUUUCCAGGCGCUUGACCCGGACUGGUUCGAGACACACGACCCGGAGUGUGAGACCACGCCCAUCCUCAGAGACACCGCCCACAUUUCCAUGCUCGACGUCUGGACCAAUCAGAGCGCUGGACACUUGUACGUGACGGAGCCCGAGCUGCAGCCUGGUCUGAACCUGGCCCUCAACACUCCACUGCUUCAGGAGAGGGCCCCCGAGGUGUUCGAGCUGCUCCCACACCCAGAGAGGAGACCAGAGGAGGUGCUACACCCAGAGAGGAGACCAGAGGAGGUGCCACACCCAGAGAGGAGACCAGAGGAGGUGCCACACCCAGAGAGGAGACCAGAGGAGGUGCUACACCCAGAGAGGAGACCAGAGGAGGUGCCACACCCAGAGAGGAGACCAGAGGAGGUGCUACACCCAGAGAGGAGACCAGAGGAGGUGCUACACCCAGAGAGACCAGAGGAGCAGAAAGGAGUAUCAGACCAGGGCUUCACAGAGGAGGAGGUGCACAGAGGAGACCAGGGCUUCACAGAGGAGGAGGUGCACAGAGGAGGAGACCAGGGCUUCACAGAGGAGGAGGUGCACAGAGGAGGAGACCAGGGCUUCACAGAGGAGGAGGUGCACAAAGGAGGAGACCAGGGCUUCACAGAGGAGGAGGUGCACAAAGGAGGAGACCAGGGCUUCACAGAGGAGGAGGUGCACAAAGAAGGAGACCAGGGCUUCGCAGAGGAGGAGGUCCACACAGGAGGAGACCAGGGCUUCGCAGAGGAGGAGGUGCGCAGAGGAGGUUCUGGAGAGGGGUCCAUAUCCAGUGCUUCUGACCAGGGCUACACGUCCCAUGAUCCUGACUCUGACCACAUGAGGGCGCUGCUGAGGCUGCAGCAGGAGCUCAUGAGCCACGUCCUGACUACCUCUGACCCCUGA
This is a messenger RNA of Knipowitschia caucasica, 2790 nucleotides long. The record is from the annotation of a GenBank genome assembly. Lineage: Eukaryota; Metazoa; Chordata; Actinopteri; Gobiiformes; Gobiidae.